Messenger RNA from Nicotiana attenuata, 1931 nucleotides. RefSeq names its product nijmegen breakage syndrome 1 protein. Gene Ontology annotation, cellular component: Mre11 complex. The record is from RefSeq and is a predicted model, not a curated record. The transcript has 15 exons. Gene Ontology annotation, molecular function: protein binding; damaged DNA binding. NCBI's taxonomy places the organism in Eukaryota, Viridiplantae, Streptophyta, Magnoliopsida, Solanales, Solanaceae. Bases 101 to 1765 code for a protein of 554 amino acids. Gene Ontology annotation, biological process: mitotic G2 DNA damage checkpoint signaling; double-strand break repair via homologous recombination.
ACAAGCAUACAAGCUCCCGGUGCCGAAGACUAGCAAUUCUCGACGGCUUUCGACAACUUUCGUGAACGUCCUCUUUGGUGUACAAAGAAAAACCAAGACUAUGGUUUGGGGCCUUUUUCCUGUUGACCCAAUUCCAGGUGAAGAUAAGUACUAUUUCUUCAAUAAAGGAACAUAUAAAGUGGGUCGAAAAGGAUGUGAUGUCAUUGUCAACAAGGAUAAAGGAGUUUCAAGGAUCCAUGCAGAAAUUAUAAUAGAUGAAAUGAGUUCUUUGGAUCAGGCAUUGAAGAAACCCUCAAAUAUGUCAUCUAAAGUACGUAUAAGAGACUGCUCAAAGUAUGGAACAUUCCUCAACAAGAAUCUGGGCUCGAAGGAGAAAGUUCAUGAGUUUCCAAAUAGAGAAACAAUGCUUAAGGAUGGGGAUCUAGUUUCAUUUGGAACUGGUAAUGCAACUUACAGAUUCUCUUAUGUGCCCUUCAUAUUUUUCAUUUGCUCCACGAAGCAUUCGAAGACAAAACAACUUACUACAAAGGUGUCAUCAAUAGGCGCCAGUAUAACGAAAAAGUGGAGUUUGGACUGCUCACAUGUGCUUGUAGAUGACUCGUUUCCACUGAGUGAAGAUCUGGUUGAUGCUAUUGCCGCUAGAAAACCCCUGGUUCAAUAUAGUUGGGUUGAGCUAAUUGCAGGAAAAAAUAUUUGCACCGAUAUUCCAAGCUGCACAUCUCAUGCACCAAACUUGAUGCUGGAAAGAGUGUCAGUCAAAGUGGUAGAUCCUCAGUCUCGAGAGUGUUGUUUGAAAGGAUAUAAUUUUUUGCUGGAACCAGAAGCUAAGUAUAAAUUUGAGGGCAGGUUGCAGUCCUUGUUGGAAGUUGGGGGUGCCAACGUUUCUUCUGCAAACAUGGUCUUGGAGCAAAAUGGAGAUGACCGUGUGGUGUGUGUAUUUCCUGCAAGAUCAAACAGCUCUAAGUGUUUUCCUAACCAUAGUUCUUUGCCUUGGGUGAGUGAGAUAGAUCUGGUUUCUGCAGUUCUAUCUGGAUAUCUGGAUCCUUCUCUAAUCACAACUCCACCAGUGCUCAUUACAUCUUCAUGCUCCACGGAUGAGACAGUGGUUGCAGAUUCAGAUGCAGAAACAGAAAGUAUGAAAUCAGAUCACAUUGCUGCUGCCGUCUGUUCAGUAGAAGCUCUAGAGUAUGACAGCAAGGCAACAACUUCUGCACACAAACUAGAAUCUGUUGAAAAUUAUAACGAAGAUAAGUGUUCUGUCCAAAUAGUUAUACCUGGGGAUAAGGGAUCCAAGAGGGACACAUCUCCCAGUUCAACAAAACCUGUUAAACAUGAUGAUGCUACCACUCAUGACCCUGAAAGUGGUUACAUCGGGCGCUUAGGAGUCAAAACUGAUAAUACAGUGGCAAAAAAAGAUAUAACUGACGAGCCGGAAAAUGGGAAGUUGGACAUCAUAUAUAGCCAAGAUUUAAUUGUUAGAGAUUCUAUCAUGUCGUUACCAGUCUCUUCAACAAAUGGUGUUACAAAUUUUAAGCGCUUCCGUAAGACAAGUGCUCCAUCCCCGAAUAGCUUUGAAAUUUUCAUUCCGUUUGCCAAGUAUCCAUAUCAAGAAUCUGAGUAUAAGAAUGAAGAUGUUGCUGAAUCGAUUAAAGAAGAGAAAAAGAGAAAACAAAUGGAAGCUAUUGCCGAGGACUUGUUUAACAGUGAAAAGGGAAGACGACGUGGUGCAGCUGGUUCCCUGCAUGGGUUGUUUGCUCGUAAAUAAUAUGGUAAUGGACUAUACAAUGCACCAGCAAAAGCAGAAAGUGAUGGAAAUUUCUGCGUUGAAGUGGGGAGUCAUUUACUGCAACAAGAAUGUGAUUGGCAACUACCCUGUCAUAAUUAGUACAACAAACUUCAUAGAAUAUGUCAUUUUACAAAAAACAUUACAU